CAAAUCGUGACAUCGGUUUUGUCACCUACAUUAUCACCAAUGCACAACCAACACAUUAAUUCUUCAUGUUCUUAUUCUUCUUCGCUUUGUUCUUCAGCAUGUGCAACACCAGAGAGAGGUUUUGUUGAAGAAGAAGAAGAAGAUACUCAUGGUAAUGCUGUUACUGAAUCUCCUUUACUUUCGCCACUUUCAUUGCCACCUAAUAGAGCUCCGGAGGAGAAAACCCUAAUUGCAAAUUUGGACUCAUCUUCUUCAUCACCACAAAAGAAGGUUUCGGAAACAUACGAAGCUGCAUCACCAAGGAAUUCUAAUGUCUCCAAUGGAAGUAGAAAGUCUUCCUCAUCAUCAGCAUCAGCAAGGGUUUCUAAUGGUUCCAAUGGAAGUAGAAAAUCUUUGUCACGAUCAGCAUCGUUAGACAGGGUUUUGAAGACUAGUGAAGUUGCAUCAUUGGCCUCGUCUAGGAUUUCUAGUUCUUCCAAUGCAAGCAGAAAAUCUAAAUCAUCAUCAUCACAAGAGAGGAUCUCGGAGACGAAUGAAGUUGAAACUGCAACUGCAAUUGCAUCUGCAUUACCAUUGACAUCACCUCCAAGGCUAUCUAAUGUUUCUUCCAAUGGAAGUGCAAAGUUUAUGGCAUCAUCACCAUUGUCUUCGGCUUUCUCUCUGCCUUCUUCUCCGGAGAAGGCAAGGAGUCAUAACGGUUUUGAUCAGUCUCCGAGAAUGUCCAGUGUCUCAGACCAGUUUAGGCAACCGGGUUUGUCUUCAGUGCCAUUGUCACCAUCUCUACUUUCAUCACCAGAGACAGAAAGAGGGUUUAAUUUCAGUAGCAGUUUCAAUUCAACUGAAUCAGCAUCAAUUGCUAAUGGUGCUUCACAGAGGAAGCAUUGGGAGAUACCUGCAUUGUCAACAACAACAAAAAAUCCAUUUGGUCGAUCAGGAUCUAUUGGUAGUGUUUUGGAUCAAAUUGUAGCUGUUCCGGUUACUCAUCCACCACCUGUGCCUCCUCAGAGGAAACAAUGGGCGAUACCCGGUAUCACAACACCACUUGCUCCGCCUCCUCCGCCACCUCCUCCUCCACCUGCAGCUACACUGCAGCAGCGGCAGCGGAAGCAGUGGGAGGUGCCAUCUCCCACAACACCUGUUGGUCAAUCUGUAUCGAGGCCACCAGAGUUGAAACCUCCUUCCAGGCCUUUUGUGUUGCAGAACACAACAUUGGUUUCCCCUGUUGAUCUGACCCCAAGUUCUCAGGGUUCGGCUGAAGCUGAAGAGGCUGCGAAGCCAAAGUUGAAGCCCUUGCACUGGGACAAAGUAAGGUCAAGUUCUGAUCGUGAAAUGGUGUGGGAUCAGUUGAAGUCGAGCUCUUUCAAAUUGAAUGAGGAAAUGAUUGAAACAUUGUUUGUAGCAAACAUGCCAAACUCGAAACCAAUGGAUUCUACUUCAUGCACAGUUCUUCCCCAUUCAAGCCAGGAGGAGAAAGUACUUGAUCCUAAAAAGUCCCAAAACAUUGCAAUCUUGCUGAGAGCACUUAAUGUCACUAUAGAAGAAGUGUGUGAAGCACUUUUAGAAGGUAGUGCUGAUACACUUGGAGCAGAACUACUUGAAAGCUUGUUAAAAAUGGCUCCGAUUAAGGAAGAAGAGCGUAAAUUGAAGGAAUACAAUGAUGACUCACCAACCAAGCUUGGCCCAGCUGAGAAAUUCUUGAAGGCAUUGCUUGAUGUACCUUUUGCGUUUAAAAGGGUGGAAGCAAUGCUUUACAUAGUCAAUUUUGACUCUGAAGUCGAGUAUCUUAAGAAAUCCUUUCAAGGUCUAGAGGCUGCCUGUGAAGAGUUGCGAAGUAGUAGAAUGUUCUUGAAGCUUCUAGAGGCUGUGCUUAAAACUGGGAACCGCAUGAAUGUGGGGACAGACCGUGGUGAUGCGCAGGCCUUUAAACUUGACACACUUCUCAAGCUGGCCGAUGUCAAAGGUGCAGAUGGAAAAACGACGCUACUGCACUUUGUUGUCCAAGAGAUCAUAAGAACUGAAGGUGCUCGGCUCUCCAGUACUAACCAAACCCCAAACUCUUCCUUGGCCGAAGAUGUUGCGUUCCGGAGGCUUGGCCUGCAAGUAGUAUCUAGUCUGAGUUCAGAGCUAGCAAGUGUCAAGAAGGCUGCUACCAUGGAUUCUGAGGUUCUCAGUAAUGAUGCGGCCAAGCUCUCCAAAGGGAUUGCAAACAUUGCAGAGGUUGUACAAUUGAACGAAAAAGCUGGGUCAAAUGAGAAGUUUACAGAAUCAAUGAACAAGUUCAUUAGAAUGGCUGAGGAAGAAAUUCUGAAGAUUCAAGCCCAAGAAAGUGUUGCUAUGACCCUUGUGAAGGAAAUCACAGAGUAUUUUCAUGGUGACUUGGCAAAGGAAGAAGCUCAUCCAUUCAGAAUCUUCAUGGUUGUAAGAGACUUUCUUGCAGUUCUUGACCGUGUAUGCAGAGAAGUUGGUAUGAUAAAUGAGAGAACCAUGGUUAGUUCAGCACAUAGAUUCCCUGUACCAGUUAACCCAAUGCUUCCACAACCAGUUAACCCAAUGCUUUCACAACCCCUUCCUGGAUUGCAUGGAAGGAGACAGAAUAGUGAAUCUUCAGAUGAUGAUACUCCAUCAUCUUAGUUAAUGUGAGUUCUUGGGCUUUGCAUGUUCUUGCCCAAAAUGUUGCAUUUUUUUCUAGUUAAAAUUGUAAAAAGAUCACUGCACAAGAUUUGAGGGUUUUCCUUUAUUGGGGUGAAAAUCCCUAUAUGGAUAGGAUAUGUAUGAUAAGGUUCUUGUAAGCAUGUAUAGAGCUUUUAGGUAAGUUAUAACAUUUUGCAACUGAAAUUACCGUA
Messenger RNA from Arachis ipaensis, 2843 nucleotides. RefSeq lists its product as uncharacterized. Gene Ontology annotation, molecular function: actin filament binding. NCBI's taxonomy places the organism in Eukaryota, Viridiplantae, Streptophyta, Magnoliopsida, Fabales, Fabaceae. Gene Ontology annotation, biological process: actin nucleation; actin cytoskeleton organization. The record is from RefSeq and is a predicted model, not a curated record.